This is a messenger RNA of Cucurbita moschata (crookneck pumpkin), 948 nucleotides long. Its product is annotated as protein Simiate. Gene Ontology annotation, cellular component: nucleus. The record is from RefSeq and is a predicted model, not a curated record. Bases 162 to 788 code for a protein of 208 amino acids. NCBI's taxonomy places the organism in Eukaryota, Viridiplantae, Streptophyta, Magnoliopsida, Cucurbitales, Cucurbitaceae. The transcript has 6 exons.
UAAAGCAAGGUGGUCCUUUUGGGUUUUAGAAUACCAAGAUUCUCAUUCGCAUUUGCCAUACCGGGCCAGCAAUUCCGCCACCAACUGCAACCACAAGGCUUUUUUGGCAGGAAACUUGGAAGUUUCCGAUCCUCCUCCGGUGCCUUCUGAUAAUCUCCCCGAUGGUUCAAAACUCUCCACAACCGCCGCCACUUGAGGAGCAACAACCACAGAAACCGCCAGAACCAUUGCCGAAAUCUUCCCAAGAUGAUGAACUAGACGAAGAGCUACGUAAACUUCUGAUUCCCGAUGUUAGGGAUCUUCCUUUCGCGCCUCCCUCCGCCGUCGAGACCAAUUUCGUCUCGUAUUUCGCUCCUGAUUUUAUGAAGGAAGGUCAUGAUCAGUACGUUUACCGCCAUGCCAACGGCUUGUGUGUGAUCGGCUUGGCUCCUACGCAUAUUGCAUUCAAAGACAGUAGUGGUAUCACAGCUGUUGAUUUCAAUGUAGGGAAAUCUGAUCGCAGUAGCUUUAAAGUCACUGGGAAACGCAAGAAGAAUGCGCAAUUCUUUGAGCCCAAUUCUGCUAUAUGUAAAGUCUGCACCAAAGAUGCCUCAUAUAUUGUAAGGUGUUCUGUUAAAGGUUCUCUAUUGGAAGUUAAUGAUCGCUUGAUGAAGCAGCCAGAGUUACUCAAAAAUGUGGCUCACAGAGAAGGCUACAUUGCUAUUGUUAUGCCAAAGCCAGCAGAUUGGGUGAAAGUUAAGGAGUCAUUGCUGAGCCUCGAAGAGUACAAACGAUUGAGAGAAGUGUAGCUGCACCCAAUCAUUGGUCGCAUAUAAGUAACUUUCAGAUUUCUUGCUUCCUCCUCCUUUUUAACUCGACAGCCACCUCUAUUUGUCUAUUUGAUUUUGAAAUUGGGAUAUUUUUAAUUUAAGUUUAGUUAGUGGAAUAUUAUUAAAAGUUCGUUAGAUA